GGAACAUCUUAAGACUGUAAAGAACGACUGAUUGAACAACUUAAGCUAAGCUAAUGAAGGUUCAUCAGUGGGCCGUCAAUCAUCUAUCUGACAAGCCCAUUACUUGGUGAAUGCAGAUAUGGACAAAACAGCAGACGGAUACUGGUCCACUGUGGUGUAGUAAUGUAGUUUAAACAAAGCCCAUUACUUGGUGAUGCAGAAGUGGACAAGUCUCUAAUCUCUUAUUGUUAAGUGGACGUCACUAACACCAAUUUACUUUGUGAGGGAGAGAGACACAGACAGAAUUGCUUGUUGUGUCAUUGUGUGUGACUCGCACUCAAAAGGUAAGGUAACUUACGAUUGUAUCAGAAGCAGUGAUGAUUGAUGAAGCCCGCCCGAGUCCCUUCAUUGAUUCCAAUUCAAUGGUUGCUGUAGUGGCAGCAUGCCAGCAUCUGACGAGAGAAAUAUGAUUACUGAAUAGCAUAUUAGCAUUCUCCGGGCCCCAAUGAAAAAUAAAAUAAAAACGGAAGAUGGUACUACUACUAGUAGAUAAAACAAAUUAAGAGAGAAAAGAAAAAAGAGAAUUGAAAAGACAGAAGACAAAUGGAUCACGAAUUCACACGACCACAUGUCGCGACAAAACCAUUGGUCCAUUUUCAUUCAUCCAUCUCUCUCUCUCCAACUCUAUAACCCAUUCUUCUCUUCUCAAUCCACCACGUCACUCAAUCAAUCACAGUGAGUCAUGACUCACCUCACCUGAUUCUUCCCGGGCCUCUCGGCUCUCUCCUAUGCGCGAGCGCGUCUCAUCGUCUUUCUCUCUCAGAGAGUCAGAGUCGAAUCCACAUCCACCACCUGAAAAUGGCCAUCUUCGACGACCUACCGGACGCCAUACUAUCCAUCAUCUUCACCCUGGUGGUCGACACUCGGACUCGCAACGCCAUGUCUCUGGUUUGUGGGAAAUGGCUUGUGCUGGAGCGCUCCACCCGCACCUCCAUCACCCUCCGUGGCAACGUCCGCCACCUCUUUGACAUCCCCACCUGCUUCAGGGCCGUCACCCAACUCGACCUCUCCCUGCUUUCUCCAUGGGGCCAAUCCAUCUUUGACUCAUCUCCUCACCCCAUCUCCCUCGCCCAUUACCUCCGCCGGGCCUUCCCUAAUGUCAUCUCCCUCACUCUCUACGCCCGCACCCCUUCCAUCCUUCGCCUCCUUGCCCCUCAAUGGCCCUCUCUCCGACACGUCAAGCUCGUUCGCUGGCAUCCGCGCUCCGCUAACAUUCCACCCGGAUCAGAUUUCCUUCAUUUGUUCCACCACUGUCCUUCUCUCUCCUCUCUCGAUCUCUCCCACUUCUACUGCUGGACCGAUGACCUCCCUCCCGCCCUUCAGGCCCACCCUCUCGUCGCCGCUUCCCUCUCCCGCCUCAACCUCCUCAUCCUCUCCUCCGACGGUUUCAAGUCCCACCAACUUCUCGCCAUCACCUCCGCCUGCCCCAACCUCACCCACCUUCUCGCCACCUGUGUCUUCCACCCAAGGUUCAAUGAUUUCGUCGGGGACAAAACCUUGAUCGCUGUUGCUUUACACUGCCCCCGCCUCUCUCUCCUUCACCUCGCUGAUCCGUCCUCUCUCUCCACUGCACGUGGCGAUCCGGACCAUGAUGGGUUCACCUCCGACGACGCGAUGAUCAACCGAACAGCUCUUGAGAACCUAUUUUCUGCCCUUCCCUUGCUCGAAGAAUUGACCCUUGACAUUUGCCACAAUGUCAUGGACACUGGUCCGGCAUUGGAGGUACUGAAUUCGAAGUGCCCGGGGCUGAAAUCACUGAAGUUGGGACAGUUCCAUGGUAUCUGCAAGGCUAUUGAUUCACAACUAGACGGCAUUGCACUCUGCAGGUUGCUGGAGUCUCUGUCCAUCAAGAACACCGGUGACCUGACUGAUUCUGGCUUGAUAGCAAUAUCCCGUGGCUGUCAAAGGCUAGCCAGGUUUGAGGUUCAAGGAUGCAAGAGCAUCACAGAGACCGGGGUGAGGACAUUUGCUUGCUUGCUCCGGCAGACGCUGGUGGAUGUAAGUAUCUCCUGCUGCAAGAACCUUGACGCUACCUCAUCACUGCGAGCUCUGGAACCUAUCCGGGACAGGAUCCAACGACUGCAUAUUGAUUGUGUCUGGGACAGCCUCCACCAGUCUGAGAUCACUGGCGACGGGGCCAUCUGCCAACAUGGUUUUGAACCCAACGAAUCCAGGGAGGAUGCCAGCACAUCGGAUCGGCCUGCUGAAUUCAUGAUCUUCCUGGGUGAUGAUGGUAGCAAGAAGAAAAGAUGCAAAUAUUCCGGUGAAGUGGAUUACUCUCGUGUUCAAAUCAAAGGCAUUAAUUGCAGCAGGUUCUGGAGGAAAACUUGGGACCGGCUGCGAUAUCUCUCCCUCUGGAUUGCCGUUGGCGAGCUGCUGAACCCUUUAGCUUCGUCUGGAUUGGACAAUUGCCCUGUUCUGGAGGAGAUCAGGAUUAGGGUGGAAGGCGACUGCAGGAUGGGGCCAAAACCAACAGAACAACCAUUUGGAUUGAGCUCCCUUGCACGGUAUCCCAGGCUUUCAAAGAUGCAGCUAGACUGUGGAGAUGCAAUAGGUUAUGCAUUAACAGCUCCAACCGGACACAUGGAUCUGAGCUUGUGGGAGAGGGUUUACCUGAUGGGAAUUGAGAAUCUGAAGUUAACUGAGCUCGACUACUGGCCACCACAGGACAGGGAUGUUAACCAGAGGAGCCUCUCUCUCCCUGCUGCUGGCUUGCUUGCGCAAUGUACCAGGUUAAGGAAGCUGUUUAUCCAUGGGACUGCUUACGAACACUUCAUGAUGUUUUUUCUGGGAAUACCAAACCUUAGGGAUGUGCAGCUGAGAGAAGACUACUAUCCAGCACCAGAAAACGAUAUGAGCACAGAGAUGAGGGUAGAUUCGUGCAGCCGAUUUGAGCAGGCACUGAAUAAGCGCCAAAUCGGUGAUUGAGAAAGCUGGAAAUUUUGCUUUGCUUUUGUUGUGCAAGGCAGUGUGUAUAAAGAUUGCCAAAAGGUUCUAGGCUUUGAAAUAACUUUUCUUAGGAAGAUAAUUAACAAUCCGGUGAACUGAAACCCUCAUCCUCAAGUUACAGACAAGGGGGAUAAUUUCCAGUUAUUACUUUGACAUGUAUUCAAGCUUGACAUUUUCUCGGUUGAUUGGCAUUCAAGAUUCAACAUACUCUCGGAGAGAUGGAGAAAAUGGUGUGAAACUCUACGAUGGUCAAUUAUUUGUUUUUGAAACAAUAUAAGGAAAACAGGCUAAUUUACAACUUAA
Messenger RNA from Nelumbo nucifera (sacred lotus), 3291 nucleotides. NCBI's taxonomy places the organism in Eukaryota, Viridiplantae, Streptophyta, Magnoliopsida, Proteales, Nelumbonaceae. The record is from RefSeq and is a predicted model, not a curated record.